Neopsephotus bourkii (Bourke's parrot) is the source of this 3276-nucleotide messenger RNA. RefSeq names its product oligophrenin 1 (gene OPHN1). Gene Ontology annotation, molecular function: GTPase activator activity; protein binding. The transcript is spliced from 24 exons. The record is from RefSeq and is a predicted model, not a curated record. NCBI's taxonomy places the organism in Eukaryota, Metazoa, Chordata, Aves, Psittaciformes, Psittacidae. Gene Ontology annotation, cellular component: cytoplasm. The coding region runs from base 90 to 2483 and encodes 797 amino acids. Gene Ontology annotation, biological process: signal transduction.
GCCUGGGCGGGGGGAAGGCGCCGUGACCGCGCCCGCCCGGCCCGCAGCGCCGCGGUGCCGGCGGCGGGAGGAGCGGCCGCCGCGGAGCCAUGGGGCACCCGCCGCUGGAGUUCAGCGACUGCUACCUGGAUAGCCCCGACUUCCGAGAGCGGCUCAAGUGCUACGAGCAGGAGCUGGAGCGGACCAACAAGUUCAUCAAGGAGGUGAUCAAGGACGGCAACGCGCUCAUCGCCGCCAUACGGGGUUACUCAUCGGCAGUGCAGAAGUUCUCCCAGACUUUGCAGUCCUUUCAAUUUGACUUUAUUGGUGACACGCUAACAGAUGAUGAGAUCAAUAUUGCUGAGUCCUUUAAGGAGUUUGCAGAGCUGCUCCAUGAAGUAGAGCUGGAGAGAUCCAUGAUGGUACAGAACGCUAGCGAUUUGCUGAUCAAACCUUUGGAAAACUUUCGGAAGGAACAAAUAGGGUUCACCAAGGAAAGAAAGAAAAAGUUUGAGAAGGAUGGUGAGAAGUUUUAUUCUAUGCUGGAUCGCCAUUUGCAUCUGUCUUCGAAAAAGAAGGAAUCCCAAUUGCAGGAGGCUGACCUUCAGGUUGACAAAGAGAGACACAAUUUCUUUGAGUCUUCCCUUGAGUAUGUGUACCAGAUCCAGGAAGUACAGGAAAGCAAGAAAUUCAGUAUUGUUGAACCGGUGUUGGCUUUUCUCCACAGCCUCUUUACUUACAACAACCUGACAGUUGAGCUCACGCAGGAUUUCCUCCCUUAUAAACAGCAGCUUCAGCUCAGCCUGCAGAAUACAAGGAAUCAUUUUACCAGCACACGGGAGGAACUGGAAGACCUGAAGAAGAGGAUGAAGGAAGCCCCCCUAACCUGCAAGCUACCUGGGCAGCCAACCAUUGAGGGCUACCUGUACACUCAAGAGAAAUGGGCGCUGGGCAUCUCCUGGGUGAAAUAUUACUGCCAGUACGAGAAAGAGGCAAAAACCUUACGGAUGACACCCAUGGACCAGAAGCCUGGAGCUAAGCAAGGCACCUUAGACCUGACACUGAAAUCCUGUGUGAGGAGAAAGACUGACUCUAUAGACAAAAGGUUUUGUUUCGACAUUGAAACUAAUGAAAGGUCUGGGACCAUCACACUGCAGGCCCUCUCGGAAGCCAAUCGAAGGCUGUGGAUGGAAGCCAUGGACGGGAAGGAGCCGAUCUACCACAGUCCCAUCACAAAACAGGAAGAAAUGGAGCUGAAUGAGGUCGGCUUCAAGUUUGUGCGGAAGUGCAUCAAUGCUGUGGAAACAAAAGGAAUUACUACAGAGGGCAUCUACCGAACUGUUGGCAGCAAUAUUCAGGUGCAGAAGUUGCUGAACACCUUUUUUGAUCCAAAAUGUCCAGGGGAUGUGGAUCUCCAAAGUGGCGAUUGGGACAUCAAGACAAUUACCAGCUCACUGAAGUUUUAUCUCAGGAACCUGUCAGAACCCGUCAUGACAUACAAGCUCCACAAAGAGUUGGUCCUGGCUGCCAAAUCUGAGAACCUGGAUUACAGGCUGGGAGCCAUUCAUGCGCUGGUCUAUAAGCUACCUGACAAGAACAGAGAGAUGUUAGAGCUCCUCAUACAACAUCUUGUCAACAUAUGUGAGCACAGCCGAGAGAAUCUGAUGUCACCGUCUAACAUGGGGGUGAUAUUUGGACCUACCCUCAUGCGUGCACAGGAGGACACCGUAGCAGCGAUGAUGAACAUCAAGUUCCAAAACAUAGUAGUUGAGAUCCUCAUUGAGCACUUUGGGAAGAUCUACUCUGGCCCACCAGAAGACACCACGGCGCCACCGGUGCCUCCUCCAAGAGUAGCUGCCCGGCGGCAUAAACCCAUCACCAUUUCCAAACGUCCUCUGAGGGAAAGACCCAUCUUCUUCGGUGCUUCUGUGGAAGAAAGUGGAGCAGAGCGGCACAGCCAGACCCCCAAUGGCAGUAGCAGCACGGAGGUCCCCAAGCCACUGCUCCGCAGCCGCCUGCCUGCCCCACGGCUGGGGGGAGAUGAGCCGGGGCGUUCCCCUUCCGAGGGCCGGCCUUACCCACGCACCGAGGCAGAGGUGGGGAAGAUGGUGGCCAGGCUGCAGGAUGGAGGAGUGAAGCCGGCCAGUAAGGCAGCCAAUGGCGUGGUGGCCAGCCCUGCCCUGAGGACCUCCACACUCCAGGCCAAGAGACCUGCUCCCCGACCAGGAAUGUGCGGCAGAGAGGGUGAGUGCGAUGGUGUCCCUAAGCCACGAUCCCAUGGUGAUAAGCCUGUGAUAAUGCGUCCCCCGGUGAGACCGCCAGACCCACCAUGCAGGACUCCUGUCCCUCCAAAGCUGGAGCAGAGGCCAGAUCUGAUAGGGGGAACAGCAGAAGAGAUGCCUUCAUCUGUGGUGGCCUCUAGGACAAAGUUCUUUGAGACAGCUUCCCGAAGAACAAGCAAUUCUUCAUCACCACAAGGCAGGAUCCCAGGUGAUGAGAGCUGAGACUAAAGACUUUGUAACCGUCUCAGCCCAGCUGGACCCAGGAGAUUUUCUGUGGUUGUGAAAUGGAUGUGUCACAGCUAAGACUUUUCCAGUUCCAGUGCCCCUGGAGAGCAGCUAUCUUACCGGACGAUAAUUUCAGAGCAUGCUGUCAUAAGUGGCUCAAGAAAUUAGAAGAGAGUGAGAUAAGGAUGGAGAGAAGACCCUACCCACACAUCUGUGUUGAACUGUUCCCAGCCCUUCCACCUGUCAUCUCCCGCAGGCUGUGAAGGAUGCUCAUGUGUGGCCUUACAGGUGUUCAGCAGCGUUGGCAGGGCUGUGGAAAGAACACAGCCUGGACUAGAGUGGCCAUUUACCUGCUCACUUUUUGGGAAAUGUACCUUGGCAAGGGUGACCUUAGACAGAUAUUGGAGUCAAAACACAAGGGGCUAACUUCUUAGGCUUGGAUGCAAGGGUAGAGCAACCGGAGUUUGGGUUGGCCCCUUGCCACAAGAAGCUCCUUCCCUUUAUGUUCUGUUUUCCUUGCUCAAUAAGCUAUAGUGUGCUGUAGUGUGUUUUUUUCAGUGUGUAGGAGAGCAGCAUCUGUUACUGGAAAUGCUGCUGUGCUAAGGCAGGCAGGACAGGAAUUGAGGGGACCAUCAUCCUUAGCUCUGCAGGACAUCCUUCAUCUCCUCCCUGGCAUCAGCCUGCCCCUGUCCUGGAAAACCAUGCUGGCAGACAUGGCUGUGCCAGGGGGGCUUUGCCUGCCUGUGCAUUGGCAUUCCAGUUGGUGCUGAUCACAUCAUUCCAGUUGGUG